UUUGCUGUUGCCCCGCAGAGUAAAAGAAGGUUUGAGAGAGACUGCAAGGAAGCAGAAAGGGCACAGCAGUAUUUUGAGAGAAUGGAUGCUGACAUCAAUGUAACAAAGGCAGAUGUGGAAAAGCGAUGUUCCCACAAGGCGCGGCAGCAAGCCCAGCUAAGACAUCAGAUGGCCGCUGACAGCAAAGCUGAGUAUUCAGCCUGCUUUCAGAGUUUCAACCAGCAGCAGAAUGAACAUUACUACACCCUCAUACCACAUAUAUUCCAGAAAAUCCAGGAGAUGGAGGAGAGGAGGAUAGAGAGGCUGGGGGAGUCCAUGAAGACCUUUGCAGAGGUGGAUCGACAGGUCAUCCCCAUCGUGGGCAAAUGUCUAGAUGGGAUGACGAAGGCUGCAGAGUCCAUCGAACCAAAGAGCGACUCUCAGCUGGUAAUAGAAGCUUUCAAAUCAGGGUUCGAGCCUCCAGGGGAUGUGGAGUUCGAAGAUUACAGCCAGCCGAUGACACGAACAGUCUCCGAAUCCAGCCUGUCCAACUCCAGAGGAGACAGCAAGCCCGAGAAGUCCAGCAGCAAAAGCAAGGUCAAGCUGUGGCCAUUCAAGAAAAACAAGCUUAUGUCCCUUUUAACAUCCCCACAUCAGCCCCCCCCUCCUCCCCCUGCCUCACCCUCACCCUCACCCUCUGCUGUUCCCAACGGCCCCCAGUCUCCCAAGCAGCACAAGGAGCCCCUCUCCCAUCGCUUCAACGAGUUCAUGACCUCCAAACCCAAAAUGCACUGCUUCCGGAGCCUAAAGCGUGGGGUAAGUGGUCCUCUGGAUCUCCCUCUCCCUCUGUCUCACUCUCCUUCCCUGUACGAAGAAGUACUCUGACAUUGUCUUCCCUUACAGAAAGUCUAUAAAGAGUUUCAAACUUUUAAUAACCUCGGGUGCGCUGAAAGUUAAAAUUCCCUUUCGUAAUAUUAGGAACCAAAAUUGAUUCUUCACGGUAUGCUUUCAUUUUGAAUUGGCUGCAAACAAAAAAAAAAUCUAUAAAAUAGCCGUCCAUGUGUUACUGUAGAGAGCAUUACAUUUUGUCACUUCACAAAACAAAAGAGAGUUUCACUUCUUUAUGUCAGUUAUUACAUGACUAGAGAAAUAGACUGCAGUAAUACUGCUGUACUUUAGACACAAGGUCUGUUGAAUCAAAUCAUUACAGUAGCGCUCCCUGAUGUUUUACAUGCUGUUUGAGAUCCACUAACAAGACCAGUCUGUGCAGUUAGAGAAUCAUACCCUUGGAACUCAGAUGACUCUGUCUUUAUGAGCCUGUCUGGCAAAAUGUAGAUAAUUUAAAGAGCUUGGUACAGAAAUGAAAUUUCAGGCUUAUCUUAACUGAUGUAUUAUUUUUGUAGACCACUUUGCUCUAAACUAUGUAAAGCACCCCUGUGGCCUCAGAAGCACUCUCUAAAGCGUGCCUAGCUUAGACAUGACCCUGUUCCUCUGCAACGCUGUAGGGAUGGGCCUGAAGUACAGCUGCUAGAGGCAGUGCUACAGGGGGAGAGGUUAAUGGUCACACUGUGGUCUAU
Molecule: messenger RNA, 1556 nt
Organism: Polyodon spathula (Mississippi paddlefish)
Lineage: Eukaryota; Metazoa; Chordata; Actinopteri; Acipenseriformes; Polyodontidae
Product: formin-binding protein 1-like
Exons: 6
Source: RefSeq, a predicted model, not a curated record